Molecule: messenger RNA, 1875 nt
Organism: Myxocyprinus asiaticus (Chinese sucker)
Lineage: Eukaryota; Metazoa; Chordata; Actinopteri; Cypriniformes; Catostomidae
Product: interleukin-34-like
Exons: 8
Coding region: 558-1181 (207 amino acids)
Biological process (GO): positive regulation of cell population proliferation; positive regulation of protein phosphorylation; positive regulation of macrophage differentiation
Molecular function (GO): cytokine activity; macrophage colony-stimulating factor receptor binding
Source: RefSeq, a predicted model, not a curated record
GAAUCUCCGGCUGGUGUCAGUUUUGUGGUAACUCCGACUAUUUUAUAUACCGACAUCAGUGGUUGUAUAGCAUAGUUUUCUUCGUUCUUUGAAGUUCAGAUAGGCUGUAAACGCUUUUGCUCGCAUCCAGCAACUGAUGUGUUAAGUUGAGGCCACUGAAAAGUGAAAGUAACGAGAGCCCCAUCUACAGACUCAUUAUUCAGUGUUCUACUCGUGGUACUUUCGCGUGGAGGCUAUAGAUGGGCGUGUAAAUAUUUAAACCUACAGAGGUAACAUAAAGAAAGGGAGUUUCCAAGUCAUCUGGGAGGACAUUGCAUUGAAAAAGGGGCUACUUUACUUAAUCCAGCAUUCUGCACGCCUGGAACUGUCAGCGACAUAUUCACAAGGUUAAGCAAACAAUUAUAUGCUGUUGACUAUAAUGAUGGUUUCCUGGUGAAAGAACCUGGCUCGUCGCAUCGAAAGAACAAGAGGACAUAAGAAUUUUGUGGAAUCCAGAGCAGUUUGUGUCAGGGCCCCAUCACAGUGCAAAGGCUAAUAAGCAGAGAAAAAGCAGAACCAUGUUGCAGUCUGAAUGCCGGCUCCUCAGGGUGCUGUUAGGUUUUAUUUGUGUAUUACUAAUGUGCAUGAGUGCAGCCCCAGAUCUCUGUGGACCUCUGAAAACAGUUAGGGACAGCCUGAACUCAACUCUUAGGAGACGCUAUAUGAAAAUGAACUUUCCCAUUAACUAUACCAUUCAAGUGCAUUAUGAGGAGGUGUAUAGGCUACGCAACAUUAGCAGACUGAGGAAUGAAUCUCUGGUGGAGCUUAGAGAUCUACAGGAUUUGUGGGUCUUGGUUAGUCAGCAGGGUAUAAAGAGGAUUUUAAAGGUCCUGCCUGAGAGGCAUCCUACACGCCGUAAAUACCUCUCCAAUCUGGAGAACCUCUUCAGAGAUUUCCAGGUGCUAUAUAUCCAACAGAAUCCCAGAGAUGAGGAGAGAGAACUUCCAGAGAGCAUACAAAACAUCUGUGAUAAGUUGAGGGACCCAUAUUACCAGGGAUGGAAAUCUGUUACACCAAAGUCCUUACUAGACAACUGUUAUCGGUCCAUGCUUUGCCUUUUCAAAGACUGCUUCUCAACAGAAGAUGACAGUUAUGACUAUUGUGAAGUCCUCAACCGGAGGAAAGAAAAGAAGACAACAUAGCAGCAGAUAUGGAAAAAAAUGCAGCAGCCAACUUGCCACUUGGAAGACACUCUACUGACCCCGCAGCUAUUGCUCUCCAUCAUUCAAAAUCAUACCCUCAUCCUCCAUCCACCCACCUGCCCACUUAAGUGUUUGCAUAUUUAUAUUUAAGCAGUGUUUUGCUAAUGUAUGACCAAGUAUGCACUGUGUGUGUGUUCUAUGAAGGAGAGCAGAUUUUAUUCUCUACUGUAGCAUUGUCUAUUGGUAAUUCCAAAAAGUAUUUGCCACUGUGACUUACAUUUCUUAGGAAAAUAAAUCUGGCGUUUUUGAUGUAUGCCAAAAGAGUAUUUUAUCAUUACCAUGUUGUAAAUGUUCCUGAAUUUGUUUAGGCUAGAUGUAUAGUAACAUGGAGCUUCUUUUGUAUCAUUUGCAUGCAAAUGUUGUGCUGACUGCUGGCUUGGUCGGCAUUGUUGCUUUUAACCAGAGUUUCUUUACUUUUAUGCUUUACUGCUGGUUCAAUGUUGAAAGAUUGCACCAAAGUAUUAUUAAAUGUACUAUAAAAAGCUGUUUAAGGUGAUCAAGUGUAUUAGAUACCAGAUUUUCACAUGUUUUAUAUACAGAUUUUAAUCAAGGUUAUUUAUUUGGACUCCUGCCAUAGAAUGUUCUGGUAACUGUUGUAAUAUGGCUUGGAAAAUAAAUCACCCCCAUGUGUUCA